AGGAGGAGGCACCCGGCAAGAUGUCCUCCCGGCUGGAGGAGCAUUUGUGCACGGCUGUGCGGGAGAAGCUGCGGCUGCUGUGAGUGAAGAUCCCCCCCGUCCUCCCCACGGGGAGAGCAAGGGCUAAACCGCAGGGCCAGCACAUCCUGUGUCCCUGGGGUUCUGUUGGUUUGUGCUCCUGUUGUCAGGUCCCCAGGCUGUCACUGGGUGGGUGCUGGGUUCCUUGGGGUGCCACUGCUGGGGUGGGUGUCCCUGGGUGGGUGUUGGGUCCCCAGCUGGGGCACCCUGGUAAGUAUCCAGGCUCCAUCUCUCCCUGCACCCCAUCCAGAGAUGCCAGGACGCUUGGGUGCCCACAUGGGUGGCUUUCACAUGGGUCCCCCCCCCUUGGAAAUGGGGAUCUGCAGAGUCUGUUGCCCCCACGGUGGGCUGGGGGGAGGCAGGGGGAUUCCUUGGGGUCUAAGCAGAAAGCUGGGGUUGUACCAUGACCUGUCCUUUCCCCAGGACAUUGGGGUGGUGCUGGGGGCCUCAGGUGGAGGAGGCAGGAGGGAGAUGGGGUGAGUGGAGAGCAGGCCCCCCAUGCUGAGCCCCAGCCAGCAGCAGGGGUCCCUGGGGGUCUCAGCCCUGCCAUGUUGGUGGGUGCUCUCCCCACCCAGCUGUGAUGAGCUCCACAGCACCCAUGGCAGGACGGUGCUGGUGUGGGAUAGCACUGCACUGCUGCCCUCCACGCGCUUGCUGCUGAGGAGACGGGAGGUGGCAGAGGUGGAGAAGGCCCUGCAGAAGCAGCGGGAGGAUUUUCAGCAGAGGAUGGAGCACCUGGAGCAGCGCCGGCAGCAGCUGGGACGGCGGAAGGAGGAGCUCCGGGAUGUCACCCUCCGAUUUGACGCCUUCUUCAAGGCUUCGGCGGCCAGGCAGGAGCGGGAGCUGCGGCGGGCAGAGGAGGAGCAGGCACGGGUGGCAGGGCAGGAGGCUGAGGCUGCCCGACUGCACCAGGAGCAGGAGGAGCUGCUGCAGCACAGGGAGAACCUGGCCCGGCACCUGCGGAGCCUCUGCCGCUUCAGGGACUGCCUGAGGGAUGUGCUGUCCAGCACCGGGCAGUUCCAGGACAUGCAGAGCAUGCUGGCCCAUUUCAGGGUGCUGGUGGGAAUGCAGGCAGCCCUGGCACAGCAGACAGCAGCCGGGCAGGAGCGGGUGGCACAGAGCUGGGCACGGCUCCAGCAGCACCAGCAGGAGGUCAGCAGGGAGCUCCUGCACACCAGCAACCAGCUGGCCCAGCUCCACACACGCCUGAAGGACGCCCGCCGUGAUGUGCUCCAGGAGGAGUCCCGCUGGGCUCGCAUCCAGAGUGUGGCCACCCAGAAGACCCUGCUGCUGGGGCAGAUCAAGCUGGCAGUGCUGAACCUCUUCAAGCUCGCCACCACGAGGCUCAAGGUCCCUGUGGACGUGGCCAUGGAAGACACCAAGGCCCAGCUGGACAUGGUGCUGCUCUGCAUGCAGGACAUGGCUGCCAGCUGUGCCAAGUCACUCCCCAGGGAGCCGGGGCCGUGUCCCCCACACUUGCCUCCAGCCCCCAGCACACCCCCACUGUGCCAAGGGGGUGCCAGGCUGCCUCCAAUCCAGGAACAGCCCCCAGGAACAACUGCCUGCUCCCGGGGCUGAGCCUGACCCCCCUGGGUACCCUCCUGCAACAGGCACCCCAGGCAGUGGGACCCGGCUGCCACAGAGGAAGGGGGAGCUGCCAGUCGU
Molecule: messenger RNA, 1743 nt
Organism: Apus apus (common swift)
Lineage: Eukaryota; Metazoa; Chordata; Aves; Apodiformes; Apodidae
Gene: CFAP73
Product: cilia and flagella associated protein 73
Exons: 6
Coding region: 577-1656 (359 amino acids)
Biological process (GO): spermatid development
Source: RefSeq, a predicted model, not a curated record